AUGAAUGAUUAAUUCAUAAUUUGUAAUAAAUGCUUGAAACAGAUUUCUCAGGUAAAUGCGAUGAUGCAUUAACUCUAUUGUGAAAGGAAUACUUAAUAAUGUGAGACCUGUGGAUAGUAAUUUGAUGUUACUGAGGAAGAGGAGCAUAUUCAAAAUGUUCACUUGCCUAAUACUUGCAAAUAUUGUCAUACAUAUAUAAAGGAUUUUAAUAAUCACACUUGUGCUUAAUAACCGCAUAAUUGUGAAUAUUGCUAAAAACAAUUCCUGUUCAGUUAGUUGUAGGAUCACAAAAACAAAUGUGGUCAAUAACAAUAUAAAUGUAAGUACUGCGAGUAAAUGAUAUUCAAUAAAGUGAGGAUUGAGCAUACGAAAAAGUGCCAAAUUGCAAUUUUAGGGCAUCUUGAAUUCAUUUGUAAAUAUUGUGGGGAGAGUUUAAUAUCCAAUCAAUUAUUGAGUGAACAUGAAUCUAUUUGUUAGUUUAAGCCUUUUGAAUGUCCGUAUUGCUACUUAUAUUUUGAUGAGCUAGAUAAGGAGGACCAUUUGUAUUACUGUGGAAGCAGAACUGCUGAGUGUGCCUAUUGCAAAUCAAAGUUGAUUUUAUCUCAAAAGGUCGAGCAUCAACUAGAAUGCGUUCGAAGAGGUUUAAUGGCAAAGUUCAAUUUAAAGAAAAAAGAGAGUGUAAAUAAGGUGGAAUUGAUUAAAUAAUGCGAUGAAUUCGAAGAGGAUUAUGAGGCUUACAUGCAAUAAGUGGAGGAUCAAGAUUAUGAGAACUAUUAGGAUUAAUGA
Paramecium tetraurelia is the source of this 786-nucleotide messenger RNA. RefSeq lists its product as uncharacterized. The transcript has 3 exons. Lineage: Eukaryota; Ciliophora; Oligohymenophorea; Peniculida; Parameciidae. The record is from RefSeq and is a predicted model, not a curated record.